GCCGUCAAUGUCGGCGGCAGCAUCGCCCAGUUCUGCCCCAGAACCCGCGGCGGGGAGGCGCCAGUACACGGACAUCCGGUGGAGGGCUGCGGUGGAGAUCGAGGGCCCGCGCCCGCCGUGGCGCCGGAGCUCGCAGAGUCGCUGGCCGUCGAGGAGCCGAUAGGGCGGUUCUCGGGCGGCACAGCCGGCGCGUCGGCUGGGGCCGCGGCGAGCAGCGGAGCGAGGGCAG
Prorocentrum cordatum is the source of this 229-nucleotide messenger RNA. The record is from the annotation of a GenBank genome assembly. NCBI's taxonomy places the organism in Eukaryota, Dinophyceae, Prorocentrales, Prorocentraceae.